AAGGUUGAAAUGAUUUUCUAACUUUCUUUGAUGGCAAUCAGCACAUUCUGCAUUUAAUCUAUGCAUCACUUUGCCGCACGCGUUCCUGAGAUUAGAAUCAAAACGUUCUUCAUCGGAUGGAUCUUUAUCGAUUGUUCCUUUUGGAAGAGGAAAACACUUGGACUCUUUUGCAACAAAUGCUCUCACGCUGUAUUUGGAGUCCGGCUUCUCAUCCAAGAUUCUUAUGUUCUUGGUGCCUGCAUUGUGGCUUACUUUUACUCGAUGUAGAUACUCUAUCUUUCGCUAAUGGAUUUAUGCCGAGACCAUCUUU
Molecule: messenger RNA, 310 nt
Organism: Meira miltonrushii
Lineage: Eukaryota; Fungi; Basidiomycota; Exobasidiomycetes; Exobasidiales; Brachybasidiaceae
Exons: 1
Coding region: 61-267 (68 amino acids)
Source: RefSeq, a predicted model, not a curated record